AUGGGAAGGUCUCGUGGAAACUUCCAAUCCGAGGAGGACCCUACCCAAAGAUCAAGGAGAAGGAAGCAUGCAUCAAAUGGUGAAAAUAUAGAGUCAUCGAGUUCAGUUCAAGUGACGGCUGAAGGCAAAAAAGCUUUAUAUCACUGCAACUACUGUAAAAAAGAUAUUACAGGGAGAACCCGUAUCAAAUGUGCUGUAUGUUCCGACUUUGACUUAUGCAUAGAAUGCUUUUCCGUCGGUGCUGAGGUGCAUCCUCACAAAAGCAAUCACCACUAUCGGGUUAUGGAUGUCCUGUCUUUUCCUCUUAUCUGUCCAGACUGGAAAGCUGAUGAAGAGAUGUUACUACUAGAGGGGCUUGAAAUGUAUGGCAUAUGGAAUUGGGCGGAAGUUGGAGAACAUGUGGGAACCAAGUCAAAGGAAACAUGUAUCGAGCAUUUUAGAACUGCCUACCUGAACUCCCCUUAUUUUCCCCUUCCAGAUAUGACUCAUGUCAUGGGGAAAAAUAGAAAGGAGCUCCUCGCAAUGGUAAAAGGGCAAAAUGAGGACAAAAGAGGGCUUUCUUCACUCGGAGAAGUUACACCAAAAGUUGAAUCACCAUUUUCCCCAUCGAGAGUCAAAAUCGAAGAUCAAUACAAAACUGGUCCUUCUGGUCGCCUCCUUUCUGCUGCAAAUGCUGGACCCACAGCCAAGAAAAAGGCGUCAAAGAAGGUUCAUGUCAAGGAUCAACAGGAUUCUAUGAAGCCGAAAGGCAAGAGUAUUGACAACAGUAAACCUAAGUCACCUUCAAAGGACGAAGGACCUUCUUUAAUGGAACUGAGUGGAUAUAAUGAAAAAAGACAAGAAUUUGAUCCUGAAUAUGACAAUGAUGCCGAGCAGUUAUUGGCAGAUAUGGAAUUUAAGGAAACUGAUACAGAGGAAGAGCGUGAGUUGAAGUUGCGAGUAUUGCAUAUCUAUUAUAAAAGGCUUGACGAGAGACAACGUAGGAAAAAUUUCAUUCUCGAUAGGAACUUGCUCUAUCAAAGUGCAUUUGAGAAGGACUUGUCUCAGGAAGAGAAGACUUUGUGCCGGCGUUAUGAUGUCUUCAUGCGUUUUCAUUCCAAGGAGGAGCAUGAAGCAUUACUCAAAGCUAUGAUUACUGAACAUAGAAUACUAAAAAGGAUUCAAGAACUUAAGGAAGCCCAGGCAGCAGGGUUUCACUAUUCGACCGAAGCUGACAGGUAUCUGGACUGCAAAAGAAAAAAGGAAACCGCUGAAGUUAAUGGCUGUGAUGAUGGUGGCAGGAAUAGUGUUGGUUUCCUCAGUGUGCCUGUUUCUUCUUCAGACAACUCAAUUGAUACAUAUUCGAUCAAUUUGGAUGUCGUGGCAUUUUCUGAUGGAGACUACUUGUUGUCAGCCCCUGAGAAACAGUUGUGUCGCGAGAUCAGAUUAGCACCUUCCCAAUACCAGAAAAUGCUGGAGAUCAUGUCGAUGCAUAUUUUCAAUGGCAACAUCACCAAGAGAUCUGAUGCCUAUUCCUUCUUCAAAAUUGAACCAACCAAAGUUGAUAGAGUGUAUGAUAUGGUUGUGAAGAAGGGAAUCGCCGGUCCGUUAUGA
Messenger RNA from Oldenlandia corymbosa var. corymbosa, 1593 nucleotides. NCBI's taxonomy places the organism in Eukaryota, Viridiplantae, Streptophyta, Magnoliopsida, Gentianales, Rubiaceae. The record is from the annotation of a GenBank genome assembly.